AUGUCGGUGGCGCGCACGAUGCGCGUUCACUUCGCAAUCGACGUCGAAAACGUCUACACCAAUUACACGGUGUACGUGACGGGAAGUUCGGCGAGCCUCGGUCUCUGGAAGCCCCAAAACGCCGUUCCGUUGGUUCCCGACGCGGAAAGACCGUCAGUAUAUUCUCGAUGAAGAAGAACGAUUUUCGUGGUUUUUUUUUCGAGGGAUCACUCCAUUUUCGUGUGAAAGUAGCUUUAGGAAAGGUUAGAAAGAAAAUUUUGAUUUUUACUUUUCGAAAAGUUUUUUUUGUGAAGGGAUUUGUUGAUCUGAUUUUUUUAAAAAAAUCUGAUUUGAAAAGGAAAAAUUUCUAUUUCAGCUAUAAAUCAAGUUUUUCCAGGAUUUUCUAAAAAUUAUUUUUUUCUUGGCUUCAUUUGAUUUCUUAUAAUUUUUUUGAUUGGUAACCGAGAUUUUGGUACAUUUUUUUAUAGUUCAAUUUUUGACAGCUGUCAACAAAAACUUCAAUGAAGAAAAUAUGUAUAAAAGUGGAGAAAACAUUAAAAAAUAGAGAAAAAAGCGCCUUUUCAUUAUAGAAGUUCGAUUUUUCAUGAAAACUAAAAAUAAUAUUUCAUUUUCCAGAAACCGAUACCGCGGUUUCAUUGACACGACGGAUGAAUCGGUCAAAUUUCGCUAUUUUAUCGGCUACAUGUUGAUGUCCGAGACUGGAGAACGGCUGAUUAUUGGUGAAUUUGUAGUUAUUUUGUUGUUUGUGAUUAAUAAAAUGUUGUGUUUUGUUUUUUUGGUUUUUUUAACUUGUCCUUUUUGAUUUUUUUCUUGGGUCCUUGUAUAUUUUUCUGUAUUUUUACUAUUCAAAUAUGCAAUUUGAUCUUUUCAAUAUCAAAUAUCAGAGAGGAGAAUCGAUUAAAAUGAGCUUUUUUUGGGAUUUUUUUACUUUGAUUGGAUCUAUUUUUAAAAAGAUAGUAAAGAUUAAAUUAAUGAAAAAAAUACAACGUUUUUUUCAAGUUUUUCAAGGUUCGCAAUUGAUAGUAAUAAGUAGAUAUUUUUGGAAACUGCUUGUAAAUUUGUUCGCGUAGAGCUGUUGAAUUUUUUUAAAAAAAUUAAAAAAAUGAAUGAAAAUUAGAUUUUCAUAAUCCGCUUGUGAAAGGCUUUUUUUCAUGUUUUUCUUUGUAUUCUUCAAAUUUUCCAGACAAAUGGGAAGCUUUUUCUCUACCCGAGAUCCGUCCUUUGCAAUGUCGAAAAUCGCGACGGCCAAUGUCGAGUGAAUCAUGUCGAUCUUUUCGGUUAUUAUGGUCAGUUUCUCGAUCAAAAAAAUUGUGAAGAAAUCGGUUUUUUAAUUAUAUAGUUGAAGGAAAUCAUGAAUUUCUCGUUUUUUUCUCGGUUUUUUUCGGUAAAUUAAGCCAUUCUUGAGGAUUUUUCGGUUUUUUUCAAAAAAAUAUGCCCUUUUUUUCUGUUCAGUUUACCGUUUCAAUUAGCUUCACCUUAUUGUAAAUUUUAGUUAUUUUGAUUAUUUCAAUCGAUUUUUUUCGCUUCCGAGAAAACUUCCAGAAGUGCUAGUUUUUCAAAGAAACUAAAAAAAAAAUCGUUAGAGCAAAGUUUUCAAGUUUUCUUCUAGUUUUGAUCAAUUUUUGAGCUUUUUUUCUGUGAAACCAUGAAUUUAACACGAGAAUCUUCAUAUUUCCAUCAUCAAAAAUCAAUUUCAGCCGGCCGGAAAUGCAUAUCGGAGGGUUGGCUUCAAUACGCCGAAGAAAAUCAAAUCCUCCUUCGCCUUCACGGAAACGCCUUGAAGUUCUACAAAACUUCCAAGGAAAGGAAAAAUUGUCGCGUCAAGUUCACCCCACUGGACGUCAGGAAUAAGGUGAGAAAUGAAAAUAAAAGGUUUUUUAUUGAUCGAGUGUAAUGAAGUCUGAAAAAAACGUGUUCUUUUUCUUUUUUUGAAUCAGAAUAAAAUUUCAGAAAAAAAUCUUCAAAAAAACGCAAAAAUUUUUUUUAAAAUCCAAUUGUGAGAUAAUAAACUGAAACGGAAUAUUUUUAGUUGAAGUAUAGAAAAUUCGAAAAAAAUUAAGGUUUUUUUGACGUUUUUGAAUAUUUACAGUUUUAUAAUGUGAGUUUUUUUGCAAAGGAUUUUUUUAAAUUUUUUUAAAUUUUUUUCCCAAGUUUAGGGAUAGAAAUUUGAAUAGAAAGAUGUUUUGAAGAAAAUAUUUAAAAUCUAUUUCCUCUCCUUGUUCAGUUUGUAUGAAGAAAUAAGGGGUCCCUUGAGGGGAACCUACAGGAAACCCUAAGGUUGCAACUCUAGGGACCACUUUGAAAUUCAUAGUUUGAUUCUUUUUUCUUGUUUCAUUUACUUGAGAAACAUCUGAAGCAAUAAUGAUCCAUUUUCUUUUAAAAUAAAGAAAAAUGGGUAAAAAUGCACUGGAAGUUUGGAUGAUAGGAAGGAAUUUUGGGUUACCGAAUAUUCGGGAGCGUUAAUUGGGCAUACACCAAUCUUGUAGGCUCGAAUCUUUGAAAAUUUGAAUCUUUGCAAACGAUUCUUGGGAAUAUUUCCCUCUUUUUUGAAUUUCCUUCUUUUUUCCUACAUUUUUUUCCUUUGUCGUUUUAUUGUGAAGAUGCCGUGUUUCGACCACAAAUGAACACUGUAUGAUUUUUUUCAACUAACUUUUUAGCAAAUAAUGCGUCUUUCUCGCAUACACGUAGUCAAAUAUUCGCUGCAGAACUGCUACCACAUUUUCAUUCACUCUGUAUAUAUUCGCCAUCAACUUCUGUUAACAAAAAAACAUUGGAAAAAAAUUAUAAAAAAAUCGGAAAAGAAGUGAAUAUUCCCAAGAAUCGUUUGCAAAGAUUCAAAUUUUCAAAGAUUCGAGCCUCCAAGAUUGGUGUAUGCACAAUUAACGCUCACGAAUAUUCGGGAACCCCCAAUUCCUUCCUACCAUCGAAGUUUGAUAUGCCGUAGAGCUUUGAAGAAAAACUAAAUAACUUCAUUUAAUUGGAAAUUUUUAAUCUUGAAGGUUUAGAAGAAAUAUAUGAACUUUUUCGAAUAAUCUAGUACAUUUUUCAGCAAGCCUCUGGUGCUCGGAUCAGCUUCAACAGCGGCGAAGACGAGGAAGAAGAAGACGAGGAUUCGAAUGCGGCCCCGUGUGCACUGCCCACGCAUUCCACCACCGAUGUGGCGGUUCGUUUUUGAAUUUUAUAGGGUUCCGGACAAAUUUUAUGAAUUCAGUACAUUUUUUAAUGUUUUAAAACCAAUAAAAUCGGCCAAAAAACUUGAAAAUUGGGCAAAGUAAGGGAAAGCCUUGAAUAAAAUGGUUUAUAAAGAAGUUUCCCGCUUUUUUUGAUUUUUGGAGAAUUUAUAUCAAAUAUUAGUUCACACAGAUUUCAAGAUUUAUAUAUUUUUUUCUUCAAAUGGGAUAACUUUGUAAAUUUUUCUGGGAUAACUUUGUAAAUUUUUCAGAUUGCACAGUUUUUUUAAAAAAAUGAUAAAUUGAAGGGUUUAACAUUCCAAAAUGGACAAAAAAAUGAGAUUUUUCUAGAGUUUUUUUGGAUUUUUUUGUACGUUUUAAAAGCAGUUCUAUGAGUUCUCAGAAGCAUUUUUGAAAGGGAAUUAGGCAAAAAAAUUUUUAGAAAAAAAGUAAAUUUUAAAAAUUUUUUUCUAAUAUUUAUUUAUCUAUAUUUCUCCAUAUAAAAAAAUCUAUUUCAGAUUUUUGUCUAUAAAAAAAUUUGUCUAUAUAAAAAAAUUUCGUUUAUAUAAAAAAAUCUAUUGCAGAUUUUGUCCGACCCCAAGCCGAAAUAUCAUCGACAAGACGAAACGGGCGUCGUUUUUCAACAACAACAAGGACUACGUCGUUUUUCCGGACACAUUCGGUCGCCGUCGAGUUCUUGGUAAAAUUAUAUUUUUUUCAGCUGACGUUUUAUACCCUCCCUCCCCCCGGUUAAAAUUUCGCUGAAACUUUGCUGAAGUGUACUUUAGGACCCCCUGAUUGCAGAUCCAAAAUUUUGUCACGGAGUAAUUUUGGUUUUUGGGGCCUUUUAAUAGGCUUUUUUCGGGUUUAAGAUCUUGUUAAUGGCUAAAUUUUUGCCUUGAGGCCUUAAGAAAUUUCUUAUUCUCAUAUUUCAAGCCUUGAGAACGCAGUAGUCAGGCCUUGAAACUUAUUUUAAGAUUUCAGGCCUUCUCAAUGAACUAUUUUCGUUUUUUGAGGCAUUCUGAGUGACGUUUUACUCAUUUUUUUUUAAAAAGGACUAAUUUUUUUGUUUGAAGCUUUAAGUAAUAUCCAAUAAUGUUUUUAGGCGUAGGCCUUCUUAAUGACGUAAUUUCAUACUUUAGGUAUUGAGGCUUAUUUUCGUUCUUCAGGCCUUGAAUAAGGACUAAUUUUCGUUUUCAAUGCUUUUUAAAUGACCUUUUUUGUACUUAAGACUUUGAGAAAUGAUUAAUUUUCGUAUUUAAGGGCUUGUAAAAGACCUUCUAAUAUUUAAGGUUUUGUAAGUUACUGUUAUCCAUAUUUUAGGCCUUAAGAAAGUGCUAAUUUCUUUAUUUGCGACUUUAAGAAAUAUCUAAUAACGUUCAUAAUUUAGGCCUUCUAAAUGACGUAUUUUCAAAUUUCAGACGUGGAGAUAUAUUUUCAUCUUCCAGGCCUUUUACAUCGAAGUAUUCUCCGAGGAGAAGAAGCGAAUCGGCGCCUGCUACGCCCUCCCGUCCUCCCUUGCCGACACGGCCGGAAUCAGCCAACUUCCGUUCAUCAACUCGACCGGAAGGCCUAUCGGACAGAUCUCCCUGGAAUAUUUGUUCGUCAGGGCGUUGAACAAGCCCAUUCCUUAUCAGUCCAUGGAGGUGAUUGAAUGAAAAAAAGAUGGAGAAAAGCUUAAAGGUCUCAAAAUGGUUAUUACUCAAAAUUAUCAUUUUCAACAGAAAAGGGGAGUUUUUAGUAACCCCAGAGUGGACCCUAUAGGGGCAACCUUAAAAGCCCUUGAAGGCUCACCUCUAGAGACCACUUUUCAUUCAAAAACUCAGAAAACUAGAGUAUUUGAUCGAAAAACAUCGAUAGAGGAUUAAUCAAUCAAGUUUUGUUAAUUAAGUAUUUUCAAUUUUCGAAUCUGAACAAAGAAAAUCAAGAAAACCCCUAUAGGGACCACUUGAGCUUCGGGGACAGACCCUAAAUCACUAUAUGGACCACCUAAAUUCUAUCCCUAUAGGGACCACUUGAGCUUCAGAAGCUCAGGGGAUGGACUUCAAGCCCCUCUAGGGACCACCCAAUAUCUACCCCUGUAGGGACCACUUCAGUUUCAGGGGCUUACGAGGGCAGAUCUUAAACCACUAUAGGGGCCACUUAAGCUUCAGGGGCUUAUGGGUCAGAUCUCUAACCACUAUAGGGACCACCUAAAUUCUACCACUAUAGGGACCACUUGAGCUUCAAGGGCUUAGAGGACAGACUUUAAACUACUAUAGGGACUAUUUAAGCUUCAGGGGCUCGGGGACAGACUCUAAAUCACUAUAAGGACUACUUAAAUUCAACCCCUAUAGAGUCCACUUUUUUUCAUUUGUAGGGGGUUUUUUUCUUGACCCCUGUAGGGACCACUCUGCCGUUUUUUUAGGUUAUAAAAUAAUUUCAUUUCAGAAAAAAAAGUUUUUGUUCAAAAAAACUUUUUCAAAUUGAAAAUAGGACUUUUUAGGGUGAAAUAAAAAUUUUCUAACUGGAUUUUGAACUAAAAAAUAGAAGUUUUCUUAUGAAAAUGAACUUUUCUCUAACUAAAAACAUUUUUUUUUGACUCAAAAUAUUUCUAACUGAAUUUGAAAAAUUUGCAGACGUCCUAUUGCCGACACUGGAAAAAGCGUAACGCUUUGGAGGUCGGCCACCGCGGCGCCGGCAAUUCCUACACGAAAUUCGCGAUGGCGCGCGAAAACACCAUCCACUCACUGAAUACGGCGGCGAAAAAUGGCGCCGAUUAUGUGGAAUUCGACGUCCAGCUCACGAAAGACAAGGUGAAAAAGUAGUGUCGAAAUAAUCAAAAUGGACUUUUUUCUCGAAAACUUUUCGAAAUACGUUUCACGGAAUCUUUAAAUUGAUCAGGAGAGUGAUCAAUUUGUUCGUUCGUCUUUCUGCUCUGUCUUGAAUUUCAAAAAAUUGAGUCGUAUUUGAUAAAUUUAACAUGGAAAGGGACACUCUGGCGAGCAAAAAAGACAAAAAAAAAGUAAUAUUUAUAGGCAAAAAUUUUUUUUUUGCGGGAAACGCAACUGUAUGUGUCCUGAACGCCAUAUAGUCUAUAUUAAAAAAAGAAACAUUUUUUUUCUUCUUUAAAACAGUUUCAGGGAAUCUUCAAAUUUUUUUCAAAAAGAAUUUUUCAUUUUUGCCUCACGGGGGGUUUUUUUAAUUUUAAAUCUUUGAAAAAAAUUGCUAUAACUGAACAGAUUUUUUUAUUUCACAAAAAAAGGAAAUUCCUUGAAAAAAACUGAAGCAAUUUUUUUCUUGUUAAUAAAUAAAAGCCAACUUUUUCUCGUGUUAUUCAAAAACUUCGAUUUCAAAAAAAUUGAGCUGAGAACUUUUUUUAAAUCACACAAAAUGGCCAUUUUAGAACAAGGCUAGCUAAAAGUGGUCAAAAAAAGGGUUUUUCGAAUUUUUUUGAAGUAAAUAUAUAUUUUUUUCGCUGGAAACGCAACUUCAUGUGUCCUGAACACCAUAUAAACUUUAUUUUGAAAAAAAUAAUGUUUUUCUCUUUAAAACUGUUUCACCGAAUCUUUAAAUACGCUAUCAAAUAUCUAUCUCUUAGUGAUUUUUUUGAAUUUUUAAAUUUUGAAAAAAAUAAACUGUAACUGAAAAAUAUUUUUUUGAUUUCACAAAAAAAGGGCAUUUUUAGACGAGGAAAGCAAAAAAAGUUGACAAAAAUUUUUUUAUUUUUUUCUGAGGGAAAAAAAUGUCUUUUUUUGGCUUAUAAUUGACCGAAUGUGCCUUGAUUUAUUAUAAAAAAAUGAUCACUUUAAAUGAAAAAAAUUAUUUUUCUUCAAAACUGUUCAGAAUAAGUUCCGAGGAAUCUUUGAACACGUCGGGAAAAUGAUGUAUCUAAUUUAUUUCUAGCGAGAACGUUUUUUUCCGAUUUUUUCGAAUCAAAAACUUCAUUUUUUCGUCAAUCAUUUGACUGAAUGUGCCUUGAGCGCCACAGAUUUUAUCAUUCAAAAAAUGAUUACUUGAAAAAAGAAAUUUUUCUUAAACCUUUCAACACUGUUUCACGGAAUCUUUAACUGCCUCAGGAGUGAUCAAUUCGUGAUACUGCUAUCAAUGAUCUAAAAAACUGAUCUAAAGAUUUUUGAUUACACUAAUAAGGGCGUUUCCAGAGCAAUGAAAGCCAAAGAGAAACUUUUUUCCUCUGAGUGGAUUUUAGCUCCUAAAGGGACCACCUAAAAUUCAGCCCCGUAGGGAGCAGUAAUUUGUCUACUAUAGGGGUUUUUCUCUCACCUCUCUAGGGGCCAUUAGUUUGUCCCACAUAAGGAAUUUUUUCUUUUAUUCAACCCCUCUAUUUUUUCCCCCUAUAGGGGUUUUUCCGCCACCUUCAUCAGGGACCACUAUUUAUUCCCCUAGAAAGGUUUUUUUCCCCUAAUCCUUCUAUGGACCCCUCAACUGUUCCCCAUAGGAGAUGCGCUUUCAAACCCUCUAGGGACCACUAAAAUGUCCCUAAAAUGGUUGCUUUUUUUCCUGACCCCUCGGGGGACCGCUAAGCUAUAAAGUCGUCUUUUGGUCCCAUUUUUUCUUCAAAAAUCCUUUUUUUCCACUGACAAGGAGCAGAUAUCCCCCCAAAGAGAAACUUUUUUCCCCUUGCAAAAAGAGUUUUUUUGAGCAAACGGAAUAAAAGGUAGCAACAAAAAAAUUUAUUUGGUCACUAGAAACUCGACCGAACUUGUCCUGAACAUCACGUAGCCGUUAUUAUGAAAAAAAACAAUUUUCUUCAAAACUCAACACUGUUUCAAGGAACCUUUAAAUACGUCAGAAGACGUCAAUUCGUAAUAUUCGCACUAUGAAAUCCAAAAAAAGAUUUAAAUAUUUUUUUAAUUACACUAAUAAAGGCGUUUCCAGAACAGGACUAGAAAAAAACGUCUUUUUUUCAGUUUUUUUCGCUAAUAACUUGACCGAAUUGGUCAUAAACACCACGUAAAUCGUCAAAAAAAUUAAAAAUUCCGUCAAUAAUUUUUUUAAUGAAUCUUCAAAAAGAAAAUUUCAUUCCAAACCGAUAAAAAAAAUAUUAUAUGGUGUGAAGAUUCUUCAAUUGUCCUGAUGAUGAAAAAAAUCAUUCAAAAAAUGUUUACAGGUCGCCAUAAUUUACCACGAUUUCCACGUGCUCGUUUCCGUGGCCCGACGGGGAUUAUCGAGCUCGGAUCUGACGAAAUUGGCCUCCGGAAAUGAAUCCUAUGACGGCUCUUUGGACUUCCACGAGCUUCCCGUGAAGGAUCUGAAGCUCUCGCAGAUGAAAUUGCUCAUGGUAAGGGGUCAAAAUUGGGAAUAAAAGGGAUAAAAACUUUGAAAGGGAUUUGAUGGUAGUUUAUGGGUGGAAAGAGACAAUAUUAGUAGAAAUUCCUAUUUUUGAGAGCCUUUUUUUGUAAAUUAUGUGAAAACUGGGUUAAUAAAACGAAAAAUCAACUUUUUGCAGUGGUUUUUUUGACAUCGCAAAUAGAAAAAUGUAAAAUAAGCUUCAAAAGCGGUACUUUACAGGUAGAAAGAAAAUAUAUUUUUGAAAAAUCUCGAGUUCUGGGAAGCUUAUUGAAGGGUUACAUGCGAAAUUGAGGUUAAAAAAGAGGAAAAAUCAGCUUUAAAAGUAGCUUUAUACGUACUUUACCGUCAGGAAGAGAUAGAUUUUGACAAAAUUACAUUUUUUUGUAACGCUUUUUGAAUUGUUUCAUUUGAAAAUUCAGUAAUGACUGUUCAAAAAAAUGGGGGCAGAAAGUUCAAUAAAACCAAACUUUUUUUGAUCAGAUUAAAAUCUGAGAAAAAAACAUCGAAAAACUGCGUCAAGUGCGCUCUACGGACAAUUUUUUAAAAAAAUUAUGAAUUUUAUGUGAAAUUCGAGCUUGAAUACAAAAAAAUCUCAAUACAAAAUUUGUGCUUACGUGUUAAUAAUUUCGAUUUUUCUGGACUUAUUUUUCUAUGAAAUGUUAUAAAAUAUUUAAUUUUAUGACUCAAAGUUCUUGGGACAGUUUUUCAGUGGAUUUGUGGCAAUCAAAGCAGAAUUUUUUCUAAAUUUAUUCGAAAAAAACGUACAAAUAUUGUGAAAUUUCGCUUUUUUAAACAUUUCUGUCAAGUUUUCUUCUUCAAGAAGGCUAAUUUUCGGUUUUUCUUUCGAAGUAAUGUUUUUUAACAGUUCUAAUCUUUAGCUAGACCAUCAGCCUUUCAGAAGACAGUUAAUAUUUCUGUACUUCUUUUUUUCUAGUUAUUCCUCUCAUAAAGUUACUUUUUCACUAACUUUUUCCUUUCAAGAAUGGCGGAUUUUUUUAAAACUUUUUUUAAAAAAAUUUUUCUUAUUCAAGCUCAAAAAAAGUUUUUUUAUAAUGCUCGUCAUUUAUUAAAUUUCUUCCUAACUGUUCCAAUUUCCAGCUGGACCACCUGGCUUUCCCCCAAAAGAAGGACAACGUGAAGAAAUUGGUGGAAAGGGGCGAGGAGGAGGAAGAUUUCAAGCCUUUUCCAACGCUCAUGGAAGCUUUAGUGAAGGUAUUUUGGAACCAGAAGAAAAAACCAAAAAAAAAUAUUUUAAGGUUGAUCCCGACGUCGGUUUCAACGUGGAAGUCAAGUAUCCCAUGAUGCAAAAUGUUGGAAAUAUUUAUCGAUUUUUAAAAGUUGAUUCUGAUGGUUUCAGAAUGGGGAACACGAAUGUGAUCAUUAUUUUGAGCGAAACGAGUUCGUCGACAUUAUCCUGGCCGACGUUCUGAACAACGCCGGCAACAGGAGGAUCAUGUUCAGCAGCUUCGAUCCGGAUAUCUGCUCCUUGUGAGUGGAAAAAAUGGGACCAAAAGUCGACCCUUUGAGGGGUCAGGAGAAAAAGCAACCAUUUUAGGGACAUUAUAGUGUUCCCUAGAGGGGUGAGAAAAAAGAACGGAUUUUAAGGGGACCCAAUAGUGGGCGAGAGGAUUAGAAAAAAACAUCUCUUAGUGGGAAAAUUUUGGUGGUCCCUAGAGGGAUAAGAAGAGAAAAAAACCUUUAUAGGGGACCAAAUAGUGGGCCCUAGAGGGGUUAAAAAACACAUCUCUUAGGGGGAAAAAUUUGGUGGUCUCUAGAGGGAUUAGGAAAAAAAAACCGUUAUAGGGAACCAAAUACUGAUCCCUAGAGGAAUAAGAAAAGAAAAAAAACCUUUAUAGGGGACCAAAUAGUGGUCCCUAGAGGGGCUAGAAAACAAAGCUUUUAGUAUUUUUUGUUUUAGGUAUCCUAAAGAGAAAUAUAGUUCAAUUUUGAAAAGUUUAUUGUCUAACCCAAUUUUUAUAUGAAAAUUAUUUUCAUUUCGUCAAUAAGGCACUUUUUCGAAAGAUAUUUUAGAAGAAUAGUAUUUUCAUGAACAGGAAACUUGAUAAAAAUCUGCACAGUGCGCAAAAAUUUUGAAUUGGCGCCAAAACCGCACGUGAAAAAGCACUUUGCCGUUUCAAGUCGAGAACAAGAAAACUUCUUGGCUUUAUUGAUAUUUGGCAAUUGUGGGCCUUAAAAAAACAGUUUUUUUCGAACAUCGAGUUGAAAUUUGAGUUUCUCCUAACUUUCUGUUUCAGAAAUUUCAUUAAAAAAAUAAAAAAAUAAUAUGGGCUUAUGCGAUUUGCUUCAGUAUCUUCGAAAAACUGAAAGUCACUUUUUUAGAACCUUUUUCGUACUUCAUAUACCUUGAAAAUUUAAUUUUUUUACGAAUAUACAAGAAAAAUUUAUACUCUUUUAAAAGAUUAUCUUUAAUAAAACCCAGAAAAAUUUUUUUUUUUCAAAAAUGAUGGGGACUUUUUUUCGAAAAUAAAGGGUUUGAAUACUUUUUCUUGAAGUUUACGUGAAGUUAUACUAUUAUGAUUUUUAAGAAACCUUUUUUCAGGGUGGCUACAAAACAAAAUAAAUAUCCAGUUUUCUUCCUCUGCGUUGGAGAUACCCAACGUUACACACCUUUCCAGGUAAAUUUAAUUCAAAAAUAAUGAAAAAAAAAAUUGGGUUUUUCUAGGACCAAAGAACGUCAACAUCAAUGACGGCCGUGAAUUUCGCUGCUGGAGCCGAUCUUUUGGUAAGUUGUGAGGGGCGAGAAAAGUUGAUUUAUGGCCGCAUUGAAAAUGGUUCACUAUGUGUAGCGGUUGAAAAAUGAAGUUUCGUCAUCAAUUUUAUGUGUUUUUUCUGCGCCCGACUGCAAAAAGCUUGCGCGUCUUGGUAUAGAAUAAGCUUGAGAUUUCAAUUUUGAGCAAUUUUAAGAUAAUUCGUUAUUACCCAUAUUUUGCGUUUUCAAGCAAAGUUUCAAUAUUUUUUUUUUACGAAUUUUCGAAGAGUUUGGAGUCCUUGUAGUUUUUCCUAUAUAGAAAAAUCCCGUUUCAAAAAUUUUUGCAUUUUUUGUUCUCAUCCUGUUGAAAAUUGAUCUCGGAAGGCUCUGUAGUUGUUUGAUCUUGCUCCCGACUUGAAACGGCUUGCGCGCUUUGGUAGUUUUCUGAGCGAAUUGGAAAAAAAGAUGAAUUUCUAGCCGCGACGCGACUGCAACGCCUUUCAAUCAUUCCUUUUGCGACCCAUAAAAUCAGGCCAUUGAAGUUUAAGAAGAUUUUGAAGCUUUUAGCUUUAUAAAAAAAGAAAAUCCUUACUUUUUUGAAGUCAAAAAUGUUCAGGGAGUCAAUUUCAAUUCGGAAGAUCUGCUGAAAGAUCCCCUUCCCGUCAAAAGAGCCAAUGAACUCGGCCUGGUGACGUUCGUCUGGGGCGAGGACCUCGACAAAAAAGAAAAUAUCAAUUAUUUCAAGAAGGAACUUGGCGUCGACGGCGUCAUCUAUGAUAGGUUUUGCAAGAAAAAAGGAGAAAGAUUUCAAAAAGUGAUGCAGAAUCGGCGAGGAAGAACGGCGGCGCAACGUUUUCAUCGUGGAAAGGGAGCAAAAACGGGCUUUGUUGAGUUCUUCAGGCGCCAGUACUCCCCAAAGGUCCGAAAAAUCGAUAAUCAAUCAAUAGAUCGAUAAUUUUGAAGGGCCCCGUCGCCGGUCGAAGCCCACACACACAACCACGGGAAUUUGUCCCCGUCCAUCAAUGGGAAUUAUAAAAAAUCCUCGUCGGACCCUGUCCUGAAGGAGGAGGAUGAAGAUGAGAUUACGGUACGUUUUUAGCAGGUUACUGUAGUUUUUUCUGAUUUUUAGAGCUUCUGCGGGAACAAAAUGAAGCCAGAAUGUAAAAUUAGGACUAAGGUUACGAUAGCUUUAUUUUCAGGGUUUCUGUAGCUUUUUUUUUGUUGUUUAGAACUUAUGAUGAACAUAGAGCGAGUUCAGAAAGUAAAAAUAUUGCUGGGGUUAUGGUAGAUUUUUUUUUUUUUCGGUUAUUGUAGUCUUUUAAAAAUGUUUUUAGAGCUUCUGAUGGACAUGAGAUGAAUUCAAAAAGUAAAUAUAUUACUGGGCUACGGUUGAUUUUUUUUUUUGGGUUACGGUAGUCUGUUAAAAAUGUUUUUAGAGCUUCUGAUAAGCUUAGAAUGAGUUAAGAAAGUAAAUUUGUUUGCUAAGGUUACGGUAGAUUUUUCGGAUUACUGUAGUUUUUUUUCCGAUUUUCAGAAUUUAAGAAUGACAUUAAGACUUUAUUGGUGUGAAAUUCUGGGAUAAAAUUAUUCAUUCUGAGGAUUACGUAGCUUUUUUUUCGAUGUUACUGUAGUUUAAAAGGAUUGUCAGCUUUUCAAUUUUUAAGGUUCUACUUCGAGAUUUAAAGACAAAAUUAACUUCAAAAAUGAACAGAAAUAAUUUUCAAGGGCACUGAGGAAUACUGUGGCUUCUUGGGUUACUGUAGUUUCCCACAGAUUCAUUUUUCUAUGGAAUGUAGUGAUAGUUUCUAGUUCUCCAGUUUUUCUCUAUUUUUUUGAAUUACAAUAGUUUUUUUUGUGGGUUACUGUAGUCAGUGAAAGUUCAAAGUUUAGUCUUUAUAUACUUUCACAGUAACUUUUUUCUACUUAUUUCAGAAUCAAUCUUAAUUUUGUAGUUUUAAAACACAAUUUCAGCUCUCUAGUCAAGACUAAACAUUGAAAAGCUUCGAAAUGGAAAAAUAUAUUUUUAAUCUGUUUCAAAGCUGAAAUUUCCAGAAAAUCACCGUCGACGCGGACAAGAUUGCACUACAGCCGUUCAAUGGCAUCGCGCCAAGAUUUCAGUUGACCCAAAUUUGA
Caenorhabditis auriculariae is the source of this 13305-nucleotide messenger RNA. The record is from the annotation of a GenBank genome assembly. NCBI's taxonomy places the organism in Eukaryota, Metazoa, Nematoda, Chromadorea, Rhabditida, Rhabditidae.